Molecule: messenger RNA, 6900 nt
Organism: Apis cerana (Asiatic honeybee)
Lineage: Eukaryota; Metazoa; Arthropoda; Insecta; Hymenoptera; Apidae
Source: RefSeq, a predicted model, not a curated record
CCGUCCAUAGAUUUUUUGCAUUACUGGAUUAUUAUUAACCACUUUACAUCCCGCGAUUGCGAUAAUAUAUCAAUAAUCGUGGUACGUGUUGUCCGGUUGAUCGGAAGAAAGAGCAAAGUUGAAAAUUAGCGUGUUUACAGCGUCGAAUGCAAGGGAUACGCGUGUGUAAAUUAAAGGAGGAAGGUCCGAGGGUUGGUCGAAGGGGGAGAGAAAAAGAGAAACGACGGCUCGAGUGGAAGGGGAACACGAGGCGGUCGGGCUCGAUGCACUCGUCCGUCUAUUUAGUCGUUGGUCGUGCGCGCGCCAUGCUGGAUAGUAGGCAGCGAUCGUAUUCACUGCGUUGUUACUGCGGCCAAACGUGUUCCUCGUCUCCUCAUCGACGCGUUAAUUAAACACUCUCGUGCGCUCGCCGCGACCGUUGACAACGCGGCGAGGGGGGGUUUGGGGGGGUUCUUCGGUUAAAACUCGGGUGAAGAAAAUCGGGCGAAAAAACGUUCGUGUCCAUUUCUAAACGCGCACGAGAAACUACUACUUAGGCGUGUAAGUGUGCGUGGAAGUAUACGUAGUCGACGACGACGAGUGAGGAUCUUCGGUGUUGUUGUUCGUUAUAUGGAAUAAUCAUCUUUCUCUCUCGAUUCGUCGUUGGAACGAGUGAGCCGAGUGGUGCAAGUUGUCAAGAGAGAAAGAAAGGAAGAAAGGAAGGAAGGAAGGCCGCGUGUUGUGAAACGAACGAAUUCUCGAAAACAGUUGUACGAAAAAAGGGAGGAGGGGGGAACGGAACGGGAAGUUAAUAAAGUUAAUUUCGAUGUCGUGCCAUUCGAAUCGAGGCUUUCUAGAACGGGUUAAACGGGAAGAGAUCGACGAGAGCCGUGGACGAGAGAAUUGGCCGACGAUAUUCGUCGGUCCGCUCGUUAACCGCUCGUCGAAGGCAAAAGCCGGUUGAUAACGUUAUCUGUUUGCAAUAAUUGCAGUCUGUAUCACGGCCGGCCAUUGUCGUCGAACGAGUGGAGGCCUGCCGUCAAAGAAAGCUAGUGACCGCUAGUGUCAACAGGUGAUACGUGAUCACGAUCGCAAAGAGAAGAAGACAAAAGGAGGGACGGAGAAGCGAUUUAUCGAUCGGAAUCUGACGUCUGAACGAAAGGAAGAUAGAAAGAGUUGUAUACACUCGGUUCGGUACAUAGAAGCGGGAUCAAAAGGAUCAAUCGAAACGAGACAGCGUGUUCUGGCCAUUGGAACGUUUGGUCAUGCGAUAAGGUCAGACCUCGCGUGUACCACGAGACAAGAUAGAGUGAUAAAAUUUAAACGUAAAGAGAGUGGAAAGGAGCCUCGUCUGGCGCCUUGUUCCUCGCUAAAGUGACGCGUCGCCUUGGCCAAUAAAACGACAGACGGUCUAAACUGAACGGAAUCGGCAGCUGCUCUCCCGGUGUGCGCCUCUCUCGUUCGUUGGCCCCGUCGUUUUAAUUUCAGCCCGAGUCAGCCUCUAAGACCCGAGUAGUGGUCAACUUGUCGAGUUGAAAAAGUGUUUCACGGAGAGAAAGAGUGAGCGGGGGGGCUUUUAAUUCGUAUCUCGUUGUAAAAGAGAUGUCCGUUCUAUUUCUCUUCCUCUCUUUGGAUACGUAUCGGUACCGGUGAAACGCGAGGAUCUAUCCUUGGAGGAUGACUCGUAGGAACUGAUCGAGGAGGAGAAGAAACAGAGGAUUGUGUCAAGAUGAUGAUGGCACCGCAGAUCGUGGGUGUCCUGCUGAAGAAACCGGGGCAGCAGAGCCACCCACGCUUUCCACCGUUGGACCCACAAGAGACGAAAAUAAGAGGCGAGCUAUACGUGGAGGACCUAGGCGAGAGGCGGAUCGUUUCCAUCAGAAUGGGAUGGCUUUGGGUCGAGGGUACUCCGAUGAGGCUUCCAUUGAGGGCGUUGAACCUACGCCAGGCAGCACCCAGUCUGUGUCAACCGCACGCACUGGCUCUUGGGUUCACGUUGAGCAACUCGCAGGAUCAGAUGCUCGCUACUUUUUGGGCAGAUUCGGAGGCCAUCUAUUGGUCGUGGGUGAGAGCGAUCGCGGCAGAGUUGGUGAGGCAAACGCCGUUUCGCGCUCAGAGGUGUUUGAACUUUCUCGAGAUCCUGACCAUUUGUCCAAGGGGGCCCGUCCCUCUGCCGGACAGCCCCACCGAAUCGAGGAGGCGUUCGAGGAGCGAGUUACGCUGUUGGCCGAGCGAUUCCCCGACGGAGAAAAAUUCGAGGACCGCGACAACCAUCCUGGAGGAGUCGAGGAGGAGAGCCAGGAGCGAGUUGAGGGGCUGGUCCAGCAGCAAUUCGAGCGACGAGGACCUUCUGGGGGAUUUUCGAAGUAUACCAGCGAUAAUAAGCAAGGAGCAGCCCAUGAGCAGAACGUGGGGUUGCAGCGAGAGCAGCGAGGGAAGCGACGACAGCCUUCCUUGGAGCGGGGUGUGCCGUUCGAGCGUGGACCCCGCCGUCUCCCUUCCCGAGCCCGAGACCAGAGAGCAGAGGAUCCAAAGGUACAAAGAGGCGAGGAGGCGAGAGAACGAGGCCAGAAGCAGAAGGGUGCUCGAGGAGGACGCGAGGAGACGGAAGGCUCGAGCCGAGGAGAACAACAACGACAUCCUGAAGACGUACGGGUGUUCGAGCAGAUCGAGGAACAGGUUGUACAAUUCGGGGAACGACAACGACAAUUAUUGCUUCGCGUCCUCGAGGAAGGAGAACGAGGAGCACGGCAGAUUGAAAAACGAGAGGAAUUGCCACGGAGGUAGAUUACCACCCGUGAAACCGAACGAGUCUCCAUUGGUCAGGUUCGAAGAGGAUCAUCGGACCGAGGAUGACAAAAGGAACAACAACACCACCGCCAGGAACGGGAGCACGAGUCCUGGGAUACUGAGAGCGGACACGAGCGAGAGGAGAAGCCGUGCCAGAGAGAGGAGGAGCGUGAGGGAGAAGAGCGGCCAGUUGACGCAAACGCAGCAAUUUACCAACACCGCGGUGUUGGAAACGCUUCAGGAGCGGAAGGAACGGCUGGCCCAAUUGUCCUCCAGAAUCCCGGUGCCCCGCCAACUGCUACACGUCUCCAAAUCGAUGGAGAGUUGGAAUUCGAAUUCGAACGGCGUGGCCAGAACACCGUCGACCUCACUUUCGAUCCUCACCGAGCCACCUUGCGAGGAGGACGUGGCCAGACUUUUGGAACGGUGCCAAAGGGUGGACCAUUACGUGCCUGUGCGGGAGAAACUGACGUUGUUCGAAUCGUUGUCGAGGCUGGGCGGCCGGUUGGCCAGGAGUACCGAGGAUCUCGGCCGAACGUCUUCGAAGCCGAGCCCAAGGGGGAAGCAACGUGCCAGGUCUCUUCACGAUCUGAACAGAGGAGCCAGGGCCGUUCCCGUCAGGGAGAUGUGCCGAUUCUUCGAGGGGGACGUGGAGCAGGAUACGAGUCAGAAAUCCUCCCUGGCGAAAACGAGGUUUAGCGACCCAGUGACACCGACCAGGACCGCGUGGAAGGAUCCCACGGCGAAUUCGAGGGGCAACAACGAGGCCGCGCCUUGCGUCAGGUCGUCGACGAGAAAGAAACAUUAUUUGAAAUAAUCGCCGCGAAUCCCUUUCGCGAAUCCUUUCGACACUCCUUUUCGCAAGCCUUCUCGAUCUAGACUCUCUAUACAAAUUUUAUAUAUAAUGAUACGAUAAGUUCGAAAGCGGGUCUUUCCCAACGGCGUGCUCCGACCGCGAAAAGAAAAACGCGUCGGAAUUGCAUCCUCGAUUUCUGAAGAUUCUUUUUCUCGAUAUAUGAUAACGUAAGAUCGAGUGGUCGAGUUUUAGAAAGGAUCGAUAUCGAUCGAUUUAGACCCGAAUUCCGCUCGUCGCGAUGGAUCGUCACACUCGCGUCGAGAGAAAGUCGCUGCCUGGAGCGGUAUUUUUUUUUUUCUUUUUUUUUGCUCUCCAGGAUUGUGCUCGAUUCGAAGCCUCGAAUCGAGGGAGUGUGCAUCCCUCGUGACACGAUGCGCGCGCGAACGAGCAGGAAGAGAUUCGACGUUUUUACAUCGAUCUGUUUCGUCGAUUUUUCCUUAUUUAUUGUAUUUUCGUUUCGUUCUUUUUUUUUUUUGUACGAGAUUCCUCGUCGAGUCCACGAGCGUGUUCGUACGAACGUGAUUCGACGUCACGAAAUAAAGAGUGCGUCGAAUCGAGAAACGAAGAGGAAGAGAGAGGAAGAGAGAGAAAAGAGAGGGAAUAGGAGAAACCGGUAAUUUCCAUUCACCGAACGACUGUCACACACCGAACACCUGUCGAAUGCAACCCGAAGGCGAUCUUCGAUUUCUCGAUUAUAUACCCCGACCGACUCGUGGAAUCGUCAAUAACCGAGGGAACGAGGAAAAAAAGAAAAAAGAAAAAAAAAAGGAAAAAAAAAAAGUAAGAGACCGAACAAUCCACGUGAAUCGAUUCUGAGGAGCUAGACACGCAUCGAAUGAAAUAAAACGUUAAGUCGUAAGCGUUAUUCUGCUAUAAAAGUUGCAAUCGUAUUAUCUGUUAUAUAAAUAGUUGUUAACGAAGACGAUAGAAGUUUUCUAAAUGCCUGCAGGCAAUUAGAGAUUCGUUUUGUACAUAAAUUAUUAUCCUUCUUCUUCUUUUUUUUUUUUUUUCACGCGUACCUGAAUACGAGAAACAAGGCGGAGGGGGGGAAAAAAGUGGCGUUUAAUUCGCUCGCGUUGUGAAUAAUUUAUCUCGUAGUUAAAAAUGCCGGGAGAACGGUAGCCGAACACUAUCGGUCGGAUCUCGAACAUCCGUUUCAACGAGCGGCGCAUCAACUACUAAUGUCGACUUCCGCUUUGCUCUUCCAAUCGGGACGAACAUCUCCAUCCCUGUUUCUCCCCUGUUUCUCUCUUUCUCUUCGAGUUCAAUUAGAACGUGCGAACCCCAAACAAUCGUGAUUUCUUUUUUUUUUUUUUUUUUCUUUAUCCGAAUAAUCGCGUUAAAGGCCAGAUGGAAAAAAAAGAAAAGGAAAAAAAAAUAAGAAGAAGGACAAUUUUUAACGACACGAUGACAAUGCGAAUAUUUUUCGAAAAGCGGAAGAGGCGGCUGCUCGUGUCACGAUUUAUCGAUUAUUAUUAUUAUUAUUAUUAUUAUUAUUAUUAUUUUUAUUAUAUUAUUUUUAUUAUUAUUAUUAUUAUUAUUAUUAUUAUUAUUAUUAUUAUUAUUAUUAUUAUUAUUAUUAUUAUUAUUAUUAUUAUUAUUAUUAUUAUUAUUCGGCGAAUGAAUCAUUUAUUGUUACGAGGGGAUUAAUUAGGAGCGCUGAAUAACCAAGUGCCAAACGAAAUGAAAAAAGUAAAAAAAAGAAAAAAGAAAAAAGAAAAAAAACAGAUAUAUCACGUUGCUUUUCUCGAGAAACGCGUGAAAAUGCAUAGAAUACGCACAGUGGUUGAAAUUUGUAUAUACUUGUUCGUAUAGGAUUAAGAGAGAUUGAUUAUAAUUUUUCUGUUCCGUGUUUCGUGUCUUUCGGUUAUUUGAGAUCGCGGGAAAGUUACGUAAGAAUUACCUUUCCUGCGAUCUACGAAACGAUUAUUUAUUUACAUGUGUAUAAAAAAAGAUAAAAAAAAAUAUAUAUGAUUAUUAAGAUUACGUUACGUUAGUAAGUUGGUUCUGUGAGAAUCGUUCGACUGAUCUUGAAAAAGUGUCUCGGCGACAAUUUUUACACGGUAUCGUGAAUCGUAUGUGUUUAGACACAAAAUAGCACUUUUCGUAGAGAUCGACUUCCCUUUAUUUUCGUAUCUUCGCAAGAGCUGAAGCGAGGAAACCGUGUACGACAAAUGUGUGACAAUGUACGGAUCAGUGUGCUUCUGCGUAAAAGAAAUCUGUAAGCCGAUGAAAGUAUAUUGGAAAUACGUGUGUACGCCGAUUCGACAACGGGAAAAAAAAAAAAAGAAAUAAUAAUUUAAACACCGAUGGCGAGGAUGAUCGAGCCUUGUGGCGAAAGAAAAAAAUUUCCAAAAUUUCUAGCCAUUCAACUAGCAAAUUUCAUCGAACAAAUUUUUCUCCUCUCUCUUUUGACCAACAAUUUUUCCAAUCUCUUUCUCCCAAACAAUUCCGCAGUAAAGAAUGUUCUUUCCAAAAAAAAAGAAAAAGAGGGAAAAAUGCACAAAAAUAAGAAAUAUAUACGCACGAUGAAUUACGAGAGAUUAUACGUCUAUCCCUACAGGAGACCCCCAGCUAACAAAACAACUUUGCAGCAAAGCUCGAUCCUCUUCUGCCGACGAAGCGAGCCGACGACCGUGUUAAGGGUGAACGGUAGCAACCCCUUGCUGCCCGGAUGUCUUAUCUCCGCGCUCUUUCAUUGGCUCAAUAAAGAAAGGCCCGCGGUUAUUAUGCGCAUUCGAGAGGAAACACGUGCAGGCCUGUAAACCGUCUGUAAAAAUGUAGCAAUUCGAAUCCGGAUAGGGUGAACGUGAGAAGUCAUCCGGAGUGGCACAAGGGGUUGUUGGCGGAAAAAAUGGAAAAAUCUCCCGGGGCCGGACGUUGUUCCGCGAAAACACGCAGCCUGUAAAACCGGUCGAUCGCCAAAGAGUCCUCUAGUCCCUGGUCGGAUAUAAAUCCGAAUAGGCUGUACGUGUGUCCCCUCCCCCCACUCCAUCCCACCCCUCCGUACCGGGGCUGCGUAUAACAGAACCCUCCUCCCCGAAAGAGAUCAUCGAUCCCUGCAAUACCAUGGUGAAUCCUAUCGUCAAGUAUUCGUGUCCUAAAUAAUAAUAUCGCUAAUAACAAUAUAUAUAUAUAUUAAAUAGAGAGAGAGAGAGAGAGAGAGAGAGAGAGAGAGAGAGAGAGAGAGAGAGAGAGAGAGAGAACUUACUCGGCAGAUUUGUAUGUUACGUUUGUUGUAAUAAAAAUGGACGAAUAAUGGCCGUUACAUAAAA